Molecule: messenger RNA, 1719 nt
Organism: Chiloscyllium plagiosum (whitespotted bambooshark)
Lineage: Eukaryota; Metazoa; Chordata; Chondrichthyes; Orectolobiformes; Hemiscylliidae
Product: ras-related protein Rab-19-like
Molecular function (GO): GTP binding; GTPase activity
Source: RefSeq, a predicted model, not a curated record
AAAUCCCAGCAGUCCCCACUACCCGGAAGCGGCAGCUGCAGGUGUGUUCAGCAGGUGAAAGGGAAAUUGUUUGUUUUCAUGAAGCCUCUAGGUCGCUGCUUCUCCGGAACAAACAGACGAAUGGUGGAAACAUGAACACAGCAGCGACUGGUGCAGAUGAUGCCUUUGACUUCCUCUUUAAGAUUGUACUGAUCGGAGAUUCCAAUAUUGGUAAAACAUGUGUAGUCCACCGUUUCAAAUCUGGAUUAUUCAUUGAGAAACAACAGAAUACUAUUGGAGUCGACUUCAUCGUCAAAACAUUGAAUAUCGAGGGCAAGAGAGUAAAGGUGCAGGUUUGGGACACAGCUGGACAAGAGCGAUUCCGGACCAUCACACAGAGUUACUACCGCAGUGCACAUGGAGCCAUGAUUGCUUAUGACAUCACUAAGCAAUCUUCCUUCAACUCAGUGCCCCACUGGGUGAACGAGAUCCAGAGAUACGGUGCUGCAAAUGUUGUCCAGAUGUUAAUUGGAAAUAAAGCUGACCUGAAGGAAAGACGUGAAGUUCCCUUCGAGGAGGCCUGCAACGUGGCCGAGAAGUUUGGGCUAUUGGCCGUGCUAGAGACGUCGGCCAAAGAUGCGCAGAAUGUCGAUGAAGCCUUUCUGCUGAUGACCCGUGAGUUGCUGGCAAGGAACGGCCUGAACUUGUCCAGUGGGAACGCUCAGAGCACACUGCACUUAGACUCGCGGCCUCUGGACACCACCGUGCCCAGUGAGAGAAGCUCCUGCUCCUGCUCCCCACGGUGAGCAGCAGCAGUAACUUCACGUGGGAGCCCAGGUUGGAUUCUGCAGGAUUACAGUUUCCGGAAUGGCCGGCUCCAUCUGCUGGAGCAUAACUGCAGCCAACAGCACUCGGGCUGAUGGUUGGGAUUACAGAUAAGACUGGAGCUACAGUAACAUUAUAAAAUUGCUCCUUCGGCAUUUGGUCAGCUAUGUUUUAUCUUUUAUCAAGACUAUGCAUCUGAUUAAAGCCCAAGACAUUUCUUGGAGUUUUACUGAAAAGCUUCUGGAAAGUAAGAUGCAAGUCUUAAGGGAGCAGCUCACAUUCCCAUGAGAUAAUCAUCAAAUUCCACUACACAUGAAUGUGACUCAGGAAUCGGGGGAUGGGUGGGGGGAAUAACUUCAAAUAAAGUCAUGUUUCCAGAUUGGAGGCCCUUGUUUGUUUCCUUGCCUCAUCCAUACUGUCAGAAAUGCAAGGUGGAAGAUUCGCAGAGGUACAUGCACAGCAAAUCUUAGUACAUCUACUCCGACACUGCAGCACUCCCUGAGCACUGACCCUCUGGCAGUGAGGCAUUCCCUAGGCACAGACCUUCUGAUAGUAUGGAACUUCCCUCAGCAUUGAUCCUCUGACAGCGUGGUGUUCCUUUAGGAUUGACCCUCCAACAGUGAAGCAUUUCCUCAGCACUGACCCUUCGACAUUGCGACAUUCCCUCAGCACUGCCUUCAGACAGUCUUGGGCUUUCCCAGCACUGACUCUCCAACAAUGCAGCACUCUCUCACGCCAUGCCUCACUGACAGUGUAGGGUUAUCUCAGUGCUCAUCCUCCAACAGUGCAGCAUUCCCUCACUACCUACGACCCUCCAACUCCUUUCAGCUGACCCUCUGGCAUGAGCAAAGGUAUUGUUCAGAGACUAUUAAUCCAGAUACUAAGUAAAGGACUACAGACCUGUAUUCUGAUCCU